Macrobrachium nipponense is the source of this 2114-nucleotide messenger RNA. RefSeq lists its product as uncharacterized. The transcript is spliced from 9 exons. The record is from RefSeq and is a predicted model, not a curated record. NCBI's taxonomy places the organism in Eukaryota, Metazoa, Arthropoda, Malacostraca, Decapoda, Palaemonidae. Bases 54 to 1700 code for a protein of 548 amino acids.
GAUUAAUAUUUAUUGCCCGAUAAUUAUACAGCCAUCUGUUUCCCUCGCUCUUAAUGGUUAAAAUGUACCACAUAUCGACUCGUGUUUGUUUGUUACUGUGUUGUAGCACAGCAGUUUUUGCCAGCGAUCCCACAAAGUCGUACAUCGAGUUGCCGUUAGUUCAGGCUCACGAGGCAUCAGCCAAAGACAUCACUGUGGAGGAAUUCAUUGACGUCAGCUACCAGCCGGUGUUGAUAACCAACGCUCUCGACGGGAAGACCAUCACCGAGUUGGCCCCCUGGAGUUUUGGGCGACUGAACGGCAGCCUGGAGGCUGCGACGACGUUCUGUGCAGUCGCAACCGUCGCUGGAGAUGCGACACCCGACGAUACGGAAGAGGAUAGAGGAGAAGUGGAAGGAGCGAAAAUAAAAGAAAACGAAAGAAUAGAAGAUGAAAUCGAAGAAAAUGGCACGAAAGUCCGUAAGAACCAGAAUGAAAUCGGAGGAAAGACGUGGGACAUUGCAGAAGUGUCCCUUCGGAAGUUCGCAUUAGAAGGCCGUGGGUUCUCCGAUGAAGCGUUCGUCAACGUUACCAGGGAUAUUGGGAAGCUCAUCACACUACCAGGAUUUCUCGAGAGCUUUGAUUUCGAUGACGUCAUGAGAGCCGGUCUACAUUACACUCGAAGGGGAUGGACAUCACAAAUCGAUAAGACCAGCAGGUCCUUCUACAGCGCCUCAGUCCUCUGCAUGGUCGAAGGACGCGUUUCCGUCUCUUUGACUCCAUUCCCUGUCAUCCGGUGGGAGGACUUGACGUGCCAGGGGGACUCCUGUACCCUGAGGGUAGACGAGGCAGCUUCCCAUGCCUUGCCCGAUCAGAUGUUUUUGGUCAAAGCUGAGUUAGGUCAACGUGACUGCCUUUUCAUGCCGCUGGAAUGGAUGUGGCAGGCAUCAGCCUCCGUAGACUCGGUCGCCCUAAGGAUCAUCUGGGAAGACGACCUUAGCAUUCGCGAUGACGUUCUGGAUGACCUUCUGGCUGAAGGCGAGAUAAACCAGGAUGUCCACGAAGGACCUCAUCUGAAGGAAGAUACUGAAAGUAACCUAUCCGGUCGCAAAAAGAACCGAAGACGACACUCCAGUAGUAGAACCCUCUGGGAGGUUCUUCCUCGCGGCCUCCGUCGAACUUCUCCCGUCCUUUGGUCAGACGAGAACCCACUUCUGCAUCUCGUUAAAUUCUACCUUCUUUCCAGUCAGCGGAGAAGCAAGGCGCAGUUCCUGCAUGAUUUCAGAGUUGAUCGAGUUAUUCUCCCCAACUUGGUCGACUGUCCUUCCGAGUGCCAGGCCGCUGCGAAGAACAUCUUCAUCCUGUUGGAUGCUGAUUCGGAUGGCAUCCUUUCCGAAGAGGAUGCCUUGCAUCUGACCCAGGACGCCUUCGAUGCCCUGUCCUCCGAGUUGGAUGACCUGAUGGAUGAACUCAGAGAUCUUGGGGUUGAGCAGUGGGAGACAGUUGCUAGGGCCGGUGGAGAUUCGGAGUUCAUGGGACGGGCCAAGGACCGCUUGGUGGAGGGAGCGAAGGCCUCCAUGAGACGCUGGGUGGAAGGAGACAUGGACGAACAGGAAGAGAGGAGCUUGAAGGAAAAUAAUCCCAGUUUAUACGAAGAUAUCCUGGCAGCCAGGGAAAGGAAGGCAUCUGGCACUGUCAACGAAGGCAAAGAAGAACUGUGAUGUGAUGUUUUCUACGCAUAUCUUGCUACCAAUAUAGUAAGUUAGUCCUGUUUGUGAGGUACCAUUUUCUAUGAAGUAUCUGUCGUUUAAAGAAAACUGUUAUGAAUGGAAUGCUGAGUUAUUUGAAUUGUUCAUUCACUAUAGUGAUUCGUGCUGCAUGCAUUGUCUCUUUAUUUGAUAUCUUUUGUUAGAAUUGCUUGUUGGUAUGCAGGCCUGUAGCGAGGGGGCGUGUCGGGGGUCGAACGACUCCCCCCCAAAAAAAAAAUAUUUCUGGAAGUCCAUAUUGUCUGUGACUGUCCUUUUCAUUGAACUGUACUUUCAAUGUAGUAAAUAAUUAUACAUACUCUUUAGAAUAUUUGUUAAUUAUUGUCUUUUAUUAAGUCAAAGUAUAUAAAAUAACAGCAAAUAAAGCAA